GCCAGAGACCCAGUUUCCGGUUCCGGCGGGCCGUGGUCCCUCCGCUCCAGAGCUACGUGUCCCAAACAAGCGAGGUGUCGGUGGGCAGACAGCAUCAUGGACCAGGUAAUGCAGUUCGUCGAGCCCAGCCGGCAGUUUGUGAAGGACUCAAUCCGGCUGGUGAAGAGGUGCACCAAACCCGAUAGAAAAGAGUUCCAGAAGAUUGCCAUGGCAACAGCAAUAGGAUUUGCUAUAAUGGGGUUCAUCGGCUUUUUUGUGAAAUUGAUCCAUAUCCCCAUUAAUAACAUCAUUGUGGGUGGCUGAAGACCUUCUUGGAGGAGGGUUUUCCUCUUGGGGACUGGUCAGCAAGAGGGGGUCUGAGAAGCUCGCGGAGUAAAGAAAUUACCUGCAUAUUUUGCGUUCUUUCAUUUUUCCCCUGAUGUUUUCUAUUUCUAAAUUAAAGUAAUUUCAAAAUAAACAAGCUGCUCUGUUUUCUGUCA
This is a messenger RNA of Phyllostomus discolor (pale spear-nosed bat), 479 nucleotides long. It is a transcript of the gene SEC61G, whose product is annotated as SEC61 translocon subunit gamma. Bases 97 to 303 code for a protein of 68 amino acids. Gene Ontology annotation, biological process: protein targeting; post-translational protein targeting to membrane, translocation. Gene Ontology annotation, molecular function: transmembrane protein transporter activity. Gene Ontology annotation, cellular component: Ssh1 translocon complex; membrane. The record is from RefSeq and is a predicted model, not a curated record. NCBI's taxonomy places the organism in Eukaryota, Metazoa, Chordata, Mammalia, Chiroptera, Phyllostomidae. The transcript is spliced from 4 exons.